AUGAGCCUGCUCAAGUUUCACCGGACGUUGCAAACGACCGAUCCGCACGUCGUGCCGGUACUGAUCAUCGGUCAGCUUCGCCACCUCACGGAGCUACCGUUCGAGCGGAUCAGCCCGAAGCUGGAACCGCGCGUCGAACGGGAAACCUAUGCAAAGGCAGUCUCCAAUCUGCAUCCGGCACCGACUGACACGUGUUCACUGUACCUCGAUCUGGCCCGUGUUGCCGUACUGCCGUUAAAAGCGUCCCGGCACAAUACGGCCUCCAGGGCACAUUCGAUCACGAAGCUAAUUCAAUCGAACACAACCGGAGUCAGUGAAUCGAUUGUAAUCGUGUGUGAAAAGCAAGAUUUACUAGCGUCGGCCUGUGCUGUGGCGAGAGCUUUUCCGCUUUAUAGUAGGAAGACAUCGAAGGGCGCUAAUGCGGAACCACCUCCGACGGUUCACAUUGAGUUUGUGCUGGUGGGCGGAGAUAAUCCAACCGAGGCAGAGAUUACGGAAGAAGAUGUCCUGGUGCUUGCUAACGUAACUGUUGGUAUUCGGCUUACGGCACGCAUCGUUGAUGCACCGUGCAAUGAAAUGAACGUGUCCGGAUUCCUGUCCGAGGUGGAAGCAAUUGCGUUCGAGCUUGGACUCAAAUCGAAGAUCAUCCGGGGGGAAGAGCUGCAAGAAAAGGGCUUCGGGGGAAUCUACGGCGUCGGUAAGGCAGCUCUCGAUCCUCCUGCACUGGCCGUACUGUCUUACGAACCGAAGGGUGCUACCGAGACGGUGGCCUGGGUAGGCAAGGGCAUCGUAUUCGAUACGGGCGGCCUUAGCAUCAAGGGCAAGACGGCAAUGCCGGGCAUGAAGCGGGAUUGUGGCGGUGCCGCUGCUAUUUUGGGCGGUUUCUACACUGCCGUCAAGAGUGGCUUCCGUGAGAAUCUGCAUGCAGUUUUCUGUUUGGCGGAAAACUCCGUUGGACCCUUGGCGACCCGCCCGGACGAUAUCCACCGGUUGUAUUCGGGCUGUACGGUGGAAAUUAACAACACUGACGCAGAAGGACGGCUGGUGCUGGCCGACGGUGUGGUAUACGCGGACCGUGAUCUCAAGGCAAAUGUUAUCCUCGAUAUGGCCACCCUUACUGGGGCGCAGGGUAUUGCAACGGGCAAGUAUCACGGUGCCAUCCUUACAAAUAGUGACGAGUGGGAAGACAAGGCAUUAGAGAUUGGACGCCGCACCGGUGAUAUGCUAUCCCCGGUACCGUACUGUCCAGAGUUACACUUCAACGAGUUCAAUUCGGCCGUAGCCGAUAUGAAAAACUCCGUCAUGGAUCGGGGCAAUGCACAGGUCAGCUGUGCCGGACUUUUUAUCGGAGCGCAUCUGGGUUUCGAGUACAGCGGCACCUGGAUGCAUGUCGAUAUGGCCGCACCGGUACACAAUGGGGAACGUGCGACCGGAUAUGGUGUGGCACUGUUGGCUGGUCUAUUCGGAGAGCACAGCAAGGCAGCAAUCCUUCGCGACAUUGCCAACCAACCGACAGUGCUGAGAAAUAAGGCGGCUGGGAACGGGACGGAACCACCGCUCAAAAAAGCCUGCUUGGAUUGA
This is a messenger RNA of Anopheles marshallii, 1581 nucleotides long. It is a transcript of the gene grsm, whose product is annotated as probable aminopeptidase NPEPL1. The transcript has a single exon. Gene Ontology annotation, biological process: proteolysis. Lineage: Eukaryota; Metazoa; Arthropoda; Insecta; Diptera; Culicidae. Bases 1 to 1581 code for a protein of 526 amino acids. The record is from RefSeq and is a predicted model, not a curated record. Gene Ontology annotation, cellular component: cytoplasm. Gene Ontology annotation, molecular function: metalloaminopeptidase activity; manganese ion binding.